UUGGGGAUUCCCAGGUUAUUUGUCCUGCAGGACGAUGACCACGCCGGCGGGCUCGGGCACGGGCUUCGGCUCUGUGUCCUGGUGGGGCCUGUCCCCAGCGGUGGACCUGCAGGCUGAGAGUCCUCCUGUGGGCCCAGACUCUCAGGCCGAUACAGAGCACGGGACCCCCGAGCUAAAUGUGCUGCUGUUGGGGUCCGUGGAUGGGCGGCACCUGCUACGGACCCUGGCCCGGGCGGCUCUUUGGCCUCAAAGGAGGUUCCACUUUUAUGUGCUGGAGAAUAAUCUGGAAGCUGUAGCCCGACACAUGCUGAUCUUCAGCCUAGCCCUGGAGGAUCCUAAGAAGAUGGGGCUACAAGGCAAGGGAAACUUAAACACGGAAUUCAGGAUUGGGGUUUGGGGUUACCUGCGGCGGUGGGAAGGAAUAGGCGAGGAGACCUAGGUGAGGUAGAAGAGCGAGACCUUCCUGGAG
Hippopotamus amphibius kiboko is the source of this 469-nucleotide messenger RNA. RefSeq names its product dynein axonemal assembly factor 3-like. The record is from RefSeq and is a predicted model, not a curated record. Gene Ontology annotation, biological process: motile cilium assembly; axonemal dynein complex assembly. The transcript is spliced from 5 exons. The coding region runs from base 35 to 439 and encodes 134 amino acids. NCBI's taxonomy places the organism in Eukaryota, Metazoa, Chordata, Mammalia, Artiodactyla, Hippopotamidae.